UCUUGACAGAAAAAAAUUACAUCUGUGAGUUGUUACAGAAAACCAAACUGCAGAAAAGACGAAAAGAAAAUCUGAAAAUAAAGUUUGAAAUGCAAAUUAGCUUAGUUUACUAAUUCUUACAAGUUAUUUCUUUAAUCACACGAUGCGCUUCACAUAAAACUAAAACUUGUAUUCCAAAACAUAUAUUAGGAAGCACUGAGUGAUAAAGUAAUUAAGUUUAUAAAGUUACAAAAGAAUCACAAUCAUCUGCGCCAGUGAAAUUUUUCAAGAUGAAUAUUUCAAUAGAAAAGAAAAGAAGCGAUUGUGCAGCCUUGCCAAAAGGCUGGCAAAGAGAGGAAGUUAUAAGAAAAUCUGGACUUUCAGCUGGGAAAGUUGACGUUUAUUACUACAGCCCAACAGGUAAAAAGUUUCGCAGUAAACCUGAGCUAGUUCGUUAUCUGGGUGAUAGUGUGGACUUGUCGUGUUUCGACUUUCAGCAGGGUCAAAUAAACACUAUGCUGCUGUGCAAGGCCAAGAAAGCUCGAGCGCAGUUUGACUACAGGUUCCCACAUUCGUGUCAUAACUUCUCUCACUUGUGUUGUGUUCAUUACUUGAUGCAUGUACUGUUACCUAUAUUUUUAUUAAAAUUGAAAACUUUCUUGCAGGGAUUAACUGCUUGUGACGCAAAUGGAGUGAUUGGCACGACCUCCUUACCUAAGUAUAUCAAAUCUUUGGGGCCGUAUACUUCAGAUGCGACUACUAUACAGUCAUUAGCCACUGCUUUACAUGUUUCAUCACAACCUAUAACAGGACAAAGCGGUUCAAAGCAAGUUAUAAUGGAGAGCCCGGGGGUUUUUUUAAACCCUGAUCAGCCAUUAAUCGCCGCUGUCACUAUAACUAAAGAUGAUUUGCGCCGUCAAGAGGAGCGCGUGAAGCGGGCGCGGCUCAGACUGCAGGAGGCGCUGGCGGCCGCAUAGGGGCGCGCCGGCGACGGGGACGUGCAGACCGCCGCCGCCGACUCGCAGCAGGGAGCGCAGGACGACGACCCCGCCCCACAGAUGCUGCCGGACUCCACCGCCGAUUCCCCUAAACCCUGCAUUUCCGAGUGUGUUGUCGACAGCACUAGUUAAG
Messenger RNA from Maniola jurtina (meadow brown), 1110 nucleotides. It is a transcript of the gene MBD-like, whose product is annotated as methyl-CpG-binding domain protein 3. Bases 270 to 956 code for a protein of 228 amino acids. The record is from RefSeq and is a predicted model, not a curated record. NCBI's taxonomy places the organism in Eukaryota, Metazoa, Arthropoda, Insecta, Lepidoptera, Nymphalidae. The transcript is spliced from 4 exons. Gene Ontology annotation, molecular function: DNA binding.